Molecule: messenger RNA, 159 nt
Organism: Parastagonospora nodorum SN15
Lineage: Eukaryota; Fungi; Ascomycota; Dothideomycetes; Pleosporales; Phaeosphaeriaceae
Exons: 2
Coding region: 1-159 (52 amino acids)
Source: RefSeq, a predicted model, not a curated record
AUGCCUACCGCGACGAUUGGCCUGUUAGAUUGGCCAUUGGAGAUUAGGCCUGCUAGGCCGUCUUUCGACAGUCAGGAUGGAAUGAGCAAGGUGCAGGAUGUUGGGGGGUGCUUUGUUGACGAUGAUGACGAAACGCGGGAUUUGAGUAGGAGGAUAUGA